Molecule: messenger RNA, 923 nt
Organism: Arvicola amphibius (Eurasian water vole)
Lineage: Eukaryota; Metazoa; Chordata; Mammalia; Rodentia; Cricetidae
Gene: C1qtnf6
Product: C1q and TNF related 6
Molecular function (GO): protein binding
Source: RefSeq, a predicted model, not a curated record
AGCUCAGUCGUAGGCCCUGGGGGUCGGGCCAGCAACAAGCUAUUAUCACAGACAUGGGCCAAGGAGCCAGAGGCCGCCCGGGGUCUGUGAGUUGAGCUUGAGGCUGCAGGACCAGGGUCAUCAUGGGGACAGACAGCCUGGGUUCCUUCUGGGCAGUACUCCUGCUUCCCCUAGUGUUCGGAGUCCCCACAGAGGAGCCCACCUUUGGGGACUCUGCGGCCUCCCACCUCAGCAAAGGCUGCCGACGAUGCUGUGACCCUGAGGAACCGCUGUCCUCGGCUGAUUCUGUCCAAGACCCUGCUUCCCCCAACUUCCCCUAUGUUCUGCCCGAGGUCAGGCCCUACAUCAACAUUACCAUCCUGAAGGGUGACAAAGGGGACAGAGGUCCUCCAGGAACACCAGGGAAGCCAGGCAAAGAUGGUCCCCGAGGGGACCGUGGCUCUCAGGGUUUUGUCAAAGGCGACAAGGGGCAGGCAGGCAACCCUGGCAGCUCGUGCCAGGUGCACUACUCGGCCUUCUAUGUGGGUCGCAAGACAGCCCUGCACAGCAGUGAGGACUUCCUCCCACUGCUGUUCGACAGGGUCUUCGUGAACACCGACGGCCACUUCGACAUGGCCACUGGCCGCUUCAGGGCUCCCCUGCGCGGCCUCUACUCUUUAGCUCACGUGCACAGCUGGAAUUACAAGGAGACCUACGUUCACAUCGUCCACAAUGAGCAGGCGGCCGUGAUCCUCUACGCGCAGCCCAGCGAGCGCAGCAUCAUACAGAGCCAGAGUGUGAUGCUGCCGCGGGAGCCGUUGACCCGUGUGGGUGCGGCUCUUCAAGCCGGAGAGCGGGAGGAGAACGCCAUCUACGCGACGACGUGGACCACCUACAUUCCUUCAAGUGGCCAUCUGUCAAGGCGGAGGACUGACCUUCCCUGA